AAUGUAUCUUUGUGGAAUCUAACCAAUCACAAUGGAGGAAGAACGUGUUACUCUGGGGAAUAGAUACCACUUUUGGGAGAGUGAGGUGGAGCUGGUAAGGAAGAAGAUGACGGCACCGAAUGGGAAGAAGUUUCGCUACUUUGAUGAUAGAGGAAUCUUCAACUUUGUCUUUCUGCUGUGGAUGUACAGGUGGGCCAAGGAAACAUCAAAGAGGUACCUGGACCCUUACAUGCUCCACCCUCUUCCCUUGGCAGACCAGAUUCUCCGCUGGCACCCUAUUCUUUCUAAGCAUACCAGUGAUGGGAUAGCCAGUAUUGAGACUUUUGAGUCUCUAAGUGAAGAGGAAAAGAAGAGAGCCAAGAAGCCUGUGAGAUACAUUCUGUUCAGGACUGUAAUGUUGACCUUUUGGAAGAGAUUGCUUUCUAUACUAGUUGCUGUGGUAGUGGUUAAUGCCAUUGGAAUGAGUGUCGCAGUUUUCCUGCACAAGUUGCUGGGCUUACUCUCCGGAAAGGACUUCAGGUUAAUGGCAGUUCUUGGGCUUGCCCUUUCCAUUAUCAUCCUUUAAAAGUAUUGUAAGGAAAAUAGAGUCUCCUUUCAUGAAAGAUUCUAAGGAUAUACACUUUUAAUUGAGGCUGUUCCUGGGUUUAUUGAUUUCUUGACGUCACUGACUUAUGGCAUUAUUUUAAUGAGCAGCCAAUUUAAUGUAAAGUCUCUGACUAUUCUCUUAGUUUCUCUUUCCUUAGUAGUAUCUAUGAUCGUACUAGAACUUGUAAAUGGUCUACUCAUGAAGUACUACUUGGGAAUUAGGGAUAACAGAAUUUCUAAGUCUAGUGAAGUUAUUACUGGAUUGCAUUUGAUUAAAGCCAUGACACUGGACGAUAUUGCCCAUGAUGUCAUCACUGAGACUAGAAAUGACGAAUUGGUGUUUGUUGGAAUUCGCUUCCUCUUGUCCCUAGUAAACAAGGUCAUAAUGACAUCGAUAAUGUGCGUCAACAUCAUCAUUCUGGUUACUGACUUUGUCGGACAAGUUAAGGAUGCCACCAAUGUUGAGAGUAUUGAUCCUUCGGGACUGCUUGCAUCCAUCUUUGUCAUUAUGAAAAUUAUAGGUCCACUUUACAUGGUACCAAUGCAUCUAAAACUCAUGCUAUUCGGAAUCAAUGUAUUCAAAAGAGUGGAACGUUUCUUGAGGACAUGUUCACCAAACUUUUACAUUCCUGAUAACAAGUUUACUGGGAAGACUACUCUGCUAAAAGCACUACCUGGUGAAGAGAAGACUUUACCAAAGGGUCUAGUUGUAAUGUUCAAGAAGGCCUCCUUUGCAUGGGUCAAUAGCAGGAAAGAUCUUAUUGAGAAUACUGGCACUACUUGUCUGAGGAACCUUGACUUUGUCCUCAACUCUGGUAACCUUGCCAUCAUUACUGGUGCUCAAGGUUCUGGAAAGAGUAACUUUGUCAAGGCAAUUCUUGGUGACAUGACUCUUGUUGAAGGAUCAAUGGCUGUCUUACCUCUAUCUACCAACAUGCCAAUAUUUUAUGCCUCUCAGGAUGUCUGGCUACAAAAGGGUACCGUCAGGUCUAACAUUACCUUUGGUCACAUGUUUGAUGAGGAUGUCUACAAGACAGUCAUCAAGGCUGUUGAACUUGAGCAUGAUAUAUCCACUUGGGAAGAGGGUGAUAUGCGUACUAUUUCUGAACACGGCUACUCCCUCAGCGGAGGUCAGAGAGUCAGAGUAGGACUUGCUCGUGCCGUCUAUGCCUACCUCAUAUUUAGCCAGACUAAUAGGGAGAGUGGUUCUGGACAUUCCUUUUUGGUUGUAAUAGAUGAUUCAUUUACUGGUCUGGAUCCAUUCGUGGCAAGGACAAUCUUCAAGAAUCUCUUUAGUCUUAAUGGUGGACUAUUGGCAAAGGGUGAUGUAUCUGCGGUACUCACCAUCUCUAGGCGUAUUUUGGAAGUUUGUGUAUCAUCCGAGUCUCCGGAUCUAUACCCAGAUGCUCCGAUAUACGUAUUGAGGAACGAGACUCUUAUCCAAGAAAACAAACUCAAGUCUUUGAUAGAGCACGAAGUUGGUCAUCUUGAGCCUCCGAAGCCUUCUUUCGACAGAGUGAAGCUUUCGUCUGUGUCACGUGAUAUUCUUGGCAGAUGCAGUUCUGAUGAUUUUACCAAACUUGGACGAAGAAGGUCAACGGAGUCUAAAUACUCUGACUCUCCCACCGUUCAGAUGUUGUAUGAUAGGAUCAACUUUAAACGUGGAAAGAACAAGAACUUCAAGCCAUAUCUGGCGUAUCUCCGUGCAGCAGGCUGGCCCAUUAUGCUCUUCUUUCUACUUACAUUUACCUUUGCAACUCUGGACAGUACCAAAUUUGUCAUCACCUCAAAGAUCUCAGAUUCUGUUAUUGAUUGUGCAAAUGAAGUUGAUGGAGAAGUAGUAUCACUGGAAGACGUUAAGGGGUACUGUUAUACAUCUUUGAGAUGGGUUGUUAUUCUCUCAGUGUCUGUCAUAAUUGGAGCCUUCUUCCGUAUAGUUGCGAUGACAAAGGCUUCGUUUAACGUCUCUAGGAGGAUUCACGAAUAUUAUGUCAACUCUAUCUUUACCAAUAACUCUACGGCAUUGGCAAUAAAGAAGUCGUUGAGUAGCAUUCAAACUUUCUUGUAUAUGGAUACUCUCCACGUUGACAACUACUUGAGCUAUUUCGUUCACGACACGCUUAUACUUUCCAUUGAAACUGCAGUUCAGAUGUUGACACUCUUCUUCAUGAUGCCGUUGAUUACUCCAAUUGCUAUAUUGCUUUGGUUUAUAAUCCUGAGGUUUGUAAUAUAUUACUAUGUCAGGUCCUGCACGAAUGUAGGAUUUUCACGUUUUGAGGCUUAUAACCAGAUUGAUUCCAUCAUUGGAUCUGCAAUUUCCGGCUUGCCCGUAUGCCGUAGUUUUAAGAAUGAAUGGAAAUUGAUUCACACGAUGGCUGAGCAUGUGGAUUAUAAUGUUAGAGGUACAUACAUGAACAAUUCCGCAAUGUUUUGGGCUUCUAUUACCUCCAGAUGUCUACUCUCACCAUUGGCUUUUUUCAUUCUCCUCUUCCCUAUUAUUAGUUCAAGGUAUUGUAAUACGGAUAUCAAGGUUGGUUAUUACGGCAUGGCCUACUCGUUGUUCCUGAACAUUAACAAUUAUCUCUCUAACCUUUUUCAGAUAUCGUAUUAUCUUCAAUUAAAUUUGCUUCCCAUGAGGAGGUUCGAGAAUUUUAUUCCAAAAAAUACUCCGGUCAAAUUUCAAAAGAAGAGGAACAUUCACCAGACCGAUGUUAUUGUUGACCAUUCUGCGUUAGCUGGAGAUGAUAAGUUAUCUGAUGAGGAUAUAAAAGAUACCCUCCGUAGAAGGCGACGUAAUGAAUAUGCUGAGAGAAGAGCUGCUCACUGUACUAGUCUCAAGAUGCUCUUCUUUAAGCACAAGGUCAAUGUGUUUGACGUUUCCAAGUAUGCCACUCCAGGUACGACUAGGAUGCAGCUGAAUGACGUCAGUGUCUAUGUGACGUCUGGCAAGUCUAAGGAGAAGCAUGUUAUUCUCAAGAAUGUCACUUGUUCGGCUAAUACCUCGGAUAUUAUUGGAGUUAUUGGCAGAACCGGCGCAGGAAAGUCUACCCUAUUGUCAGUGCUCCAGAACCUGGCAGAGAAUAGGGACGGAUCAGUUCUUCUGGACGGCUGUGACUUGAAUGACAUGCCAAAGAGUGUGACUAGGCAAGUGAUUGGUGUCCUACCUCAACUGCCAUUUGUAUUCAGAGGAUGGACUGUACGUAGAUUUAUUGACCCUAGAAUGUUAUUUGAAGACGCUGAUAUUGAAACAGCUUUGGAGAGUUGUGGCUUACUCAAGUUUGUAGCGCAUCUUCCAGGUGGCAAGGGUCUUGAUACUGUCAUUUUACCUGACCAUUACCACAAGGAUAUGCCGAGGUACUACAAAAGAGCCUAUUAUGGACCUACUUUAAAGCCACAUGAUUCUUCUGUAGACAAUGUAAAUAUAGACUAUGGAGCUGUACUCUCAAGCUCCCAACUCCGCACACUAUCAGUGGCAAGACUAGUAUUAUACAGAGAAUUUUACAAGAUACUCCUGGUUGAUGAGCCUCCAGAAGAUGAGGUUGGAACAUCCAAAACCGCUGACAUCCCAAUUUAUGAACUUGUCAAGACCUACUUCCAGCAUUGUACGACCUUCAUUGCGGCACAUGAUGUUGACGUUUUGCGUCUCUGCACUUCAGUUUGGGUCUUUCACAGCGGGUCUCUCAUCAAGACCUGCAAGACUGAAGAAGUUAUAGACAGCGGGUCACUCUCCAAGAUUAUAGAGAAUUGUAUUUUAGGACAAAAUUAA
Messenger RNA from Theileria equi strain WA, 4351 nucleotides. Its product is annotated as ABC transporter, ATP-binding protein domain containing protein. The transcript has a single exon. The record is from RefSeq and is a predicted model, not a curated record. Bases 686 to 4351 code for a protein of 1221 amino acids. Gene Ontology annotation, molecular function: ABC-type transporter activity; ATP binding; ATP hydrolysis activity. Lineage: Eukaryota; Apicomplexa; Aconoidasida; Piroplasmida; Theileriidae. Gene Ontology annotation, cellular component: membrane. Gene Ontology annotation, biological process: transmembrane transport.